Molecule: messenger RNA, 671 nt
Organism: Nymphaea colorata (pocket water lily)
Lineage: Eukaryota; Viridiplantae; Streptophyta; Magnoliopsida; Nymphaeales; Nymphaeaceae
Product: probable histone H2A.4
Exons: 2
Coding region: 77-535 (152 amino acids)
Cellular component (GO): nucleosome
Molecular function (GO): DNA binding; structural constituent of chromatin; protein heterodimerization activity
Source: RefSeq, a predicted model, not a curated record
GACCGAUUCCCGAUUCGUUGUCGAUCAAACUCUGCGUAUUUUGUCCACUCCGUUCAGGGGGUUGGGGCAAGAAGCGAUGGAGGCUGGAGGAGGAGGUGCGACGGGGAAGGUGAGGAAGGGAGCGGGAGGAAGGAGAGGCGGCGGGGGUGGACUGAAGAAGAAGCCGGUGUCGAGGUCGGUGAAGGCCGGAUUGCAAUUCCCGGUCGGUCGGAUCGGUAGGUACCUCAAGAAGGGCCGAUACUCGCAGCGUGUCGGCACCGGCGCCCCCGUCUACCUCGCUGCCGUCCUCGAAUACCUUGCCGCUGAGGUUCUGGAGCUUGCAGGAAAUGCUGCGAGAGAUAACAAAAAGAAUCGUAUCAUCCCAAGGCACUUUCUUCUGGCCGUGAGAAACGACGAAGAGUUGGGGAAGCUUCUGUCUGGCGUCACCAUCGCCCAUGGCGGUGUGCUUCCUAAUAUCAACCCUAUCUUGUUGCCAAAGAAGACGCAGAAGGAAACCAAUGAGCCCAAGUCGCCCAAGUCUCCGAAGAAAUCCUGAUCCUUUUGCUCCGCUGGCAUAGUGUGCAUACUUUUACUGUCUGUAGAAACUUUCCUCGAAACGGACCCGAAUAUUUUGUUUAGUGGAUGUACAUCAAAGAACGUCUUCCUAAUGCAACGAAUCUUUUUUGUUUCUC